ACCGAGGUCCUGAACCCUGAUCUUUGCCUCCUGACGCGCCGCCGGCUCACGUGUCCCGGCCGAGGUGUGAUCUUGUGUUUUUUCCCGGAGCAGAAAAACGCCGGUUUUUAGGGGGAAAGUUCCUGAACGUCGCCGCAGAGCCGCGGCCCACUUGUCUCCGGUGACAAGUGGGCCUGUUUUUACACCUUCCUUCUAAAUAAGGAAGCGGCCUGACAGACAUAUGACCACCGACCCAAUUUGGGAGCGUCCCCAUCGCGUCCCACGGCCGCUGAACGCCACCAAUAAGCUCUCCCUCCCUCCUCCAGUCCGGCAGUGACAGCAGCCGAUUCCCCCCCAACUCUCCACACACUUGCUGUUUCCCUGCUGUCAGCACCUUCCCUCUUCCCUUGUGUUAUCCCGGCGGCGGAGUCAGCAUGAUGUCAUGGGAUGGGAUGCGUUAUCCCUGGCACGGGUGAACCCGGGUUAUUCGGUGAGUGGUGACGGAUUCAUUCUCAACUCUUGCCGGGAGAGGGGGACGAAGAAGAAGAAGAAGAAGAAGAAGAAGAGGAGGAAGAAAAGAGAGAGAGAGAAGGAGAGAGCGUGUGUGUGAGGAGAGAGAGGCGCGGAGGAGCUGCGAAACAUGGUAAUCACCGACAUCACCAUCACCAUCACCUCCAGCUCUGCCGCGCACUCUCCCGUCUCCUCUCCUCCUCCGCACCGGGGCUCGCGUCUCACGCCCGCAGCCCCGCGCCGCGCUCCCAGAAUAACCCGCCGGCAUGCCGAAGGAAGCAAAACAAGAGGAGCGGUAUUUUUAGGGUCAUUAAUUUCCACCACGUGGUCCGGAGGUAAACCGGAUGGCCGUUGCGCAAAGGUUCCGCGUCAGUAUGUCCUGCGAGGCCGGCACGCCGCACCGGACGCCGGCCGCGGCGCUUCUCCUGGGCUUUCUGCUGGGGGUCGUGUCGGCGUACCCGCUACCGGGCAGGACGAACGCCACCUCGGUGGAGACGCGCUGGGAGACCCUGUUCUCCCGCUCGGUGCUGGGGAUCUCCGGGGAGAAGCCCGAGCAGAACUGGGAGACGGACUACCUGCUGGGCAUCAAGAGGGUGCGGAGGCUCUACUGCAACGUGGGCAUCGGGUUUCACCUGCAGGUGCUCCCCGACGGCAGGAUUAACGGUGCACAUAAUGAAAACCAGUACACUCUGAUAGAGAUCUCCACGGUGGAGCGAGGGGUGGUGAGCCUCUACGGGGUGAGGAGCGAGCUGUUCGUCGCAAUGAACAGCCGGGGGAGGUUAUACGGAACGGUAGACAUUCUUCCACGACGAGUGCAAGUUCAAGGAGAGCCUGCUCGCGAACAACUACAACGCCUACGAGUCUCUGGUCUACAGAGGCUCCUACAUAGCACUGAGCAAGCACGGCCGCGUGAAGAGGGGCAACAAGGCCACCACGGCCAUGACUGUGACGCACUUCCUACCCCGAAUAUGACGAGCAAAAACUGGCAAUAACAAACUGAUUUGCACAUGUGGAUUAUUUCCCAGGUAACACGAACACCGCAUACGUACAAAGACAAAGCGGACUGUACAAGAAAGAAAUACAACUAUAUCUGAUAGUAUUUAUUCAAACUUUAUAUGUAUAUUUGGGUAGCUGACUUUGUAUUAGGAAAACUAUGGAAAUGCCAUUCUUUGCUGCUUUUAUGAUUUUCAUCAUUUUUGUGACGUGACGGAGACGGAGAGGCGUCAUCUGUCCCCUCGGUCUCCUUUGGGUGCUGGAGUGCUGAGUGUCAGGGGACGACAGGUCCUCCUUUUUGGAAAUGAAGCGGAUACGUUAUUACCUCAAAGUACCAUAUCCUGAGAGCAAGAGGGAGGAGAGGAAGAAGAAGAAGAGGAAGAGGAAGAAGAGGAAGAAGAAGAAGGAAGAAGAAGAAGGAAGACGUGUGCAUGAACUUUCUACAGAUUUUUUGUGUUUUUCGAUAAAGAAAUAUUUUUGUUGUCAUCCGUCAAGAACUUGGGACAUUUCCCCGUUGGAUUGUGUCCGUCGCUGUCAGGGGCAACUCGUGCACUUGCCAAAAUAUGGGCGGUUGUUUUUCUUGCUUUGUCAUGAGGAGGCGGUGCCUUGAAUUCCUACUUGCGGCCCCCUCACCCCUUGCAUGCGAGAGAGAGAAGUGGUGCUCAGGUCAGAAAUAGGAGUGAAACGCAAGUCAUCGCUCACAGAGACACCGCCGGCCCAAUUCCUAGAGGGCCAGAGGUUUCUCCGCUUUAUUUUCUUUCCAUAAUUAGAUCAAUUAAGUAAUGGAGACUCUAUGCUGCACAGGACCCAGUGGAGCCUCUUGUUAAUAUGGAAGGCUGGAUUUAGAGCACUCAAAUACCCCCCCCACCCCCCACCCCCCAACAUCAUGUCCAAGGGAGCUUCGACAAUCCCAGGUUUUACUUUCACAAAUGUGUGUGUGUGCUGUAUGUGUGGGCUUGAAUUUGUUUUUAAGUAUGUUUGUGGAUUUGCUCAGUUUAGGAGCUGUUUAGUUUGAGGGGUGGGGGUCGUCUUUAAUCGGGGGUGUCUGUGUAGCAGAAUAUCAGAGACCAGACACUGAAGAGACAUGUCCUCCGUGUGUGUGUGUGUGUGUGUGUGUGUGUGUCGUUCUCCCUCUGAUCAAACUGAGCUGGUGCGUCUGGUCUGUCGUUGACGUUUUGUUGCUGAUGGUUCAAACUGAUUUAAAGAAUCUGUUUUUUGAAAAUAUUGACUUUAUAGAACGUACCCAAGUGUUUCAGUGGCGAACCUUCGAACAUGUGCUUCCUGUGGAGAAGUUCAACUUUGGUGAACUUUGACCUGCGACCGGGCCCUGACUCUUCACAGGGGUUUGAUGAUAUUUGGCACUUACGAUGAUGAGCUCAUGCACAACUUAGUGGACGUCAUUGAUUAGUCAGUUCACUGUAAAUAAGACGGUUUAGUUUUUUGAGAGAGUUCAUGAUCCCAGAAUUUGUGAACAAAACUUCAGGGAACUGUCGGAUGAUUUGAGGUGAUUAUUGAAUCCCAGACUUUUAAGCUUUUGGUGCAUCAUCCAGUUUGGUCCCCGAGGCGUCUCGUGAAAGAAUAUGAGCGAUGUUGCAAAAAGCCGUGAACCAAAGGGUCACAGGAAGAUGUUCCUUCAGGAUUGAUGUCUGCAGCCAAUCAUACUUGAAUUCAAAGCCCUGCCUGCGCUUCUCUGUCAGACUGUAGUGUUCCAGUGUGGAGACGAGGGGGGGAGGGGAGGGGAGGGGAGGAGGGCAAAGGGCUGGCAGAGUUGAAGAUAGCGAUGAGGCACAGCGGACUCGGGAUUCAAGCAUGUGGCGCUCGUUGUUUGUGUAACUUGCCAAGGAUGCGGAUCAUGCGUGGUUCAAAUACCCGAGCGUAAGACCUGUGGGCCCCUCGUCUAUUGAUGUCACACAGUGAGCGCAGGGGCCACGGGAUUCUUGUUCCCAUUCGUCUGAGCAACGUUUGUACCAAGGUCGGAGAUGUAGGCCGCCGGCGUCCACUCUGUGUCCCCGACGCCGGCGAGUUUUCUGGUCCAUCUUUAACCACUUAUAACUUUGAGGAGCUCGGCAAGAGUUGUCUUGUAAUGUGCACUGUAGAGGGGGGGGUUGUGUGUUUGUGAUGCUGAAAUGAGGUGAUCUUGACUUUUAUUUUGAAAUUUCACUACUUGACCUGCAAUACUCUACUGUAAAUAGCAAAGUACCGGUCCAGGCCAGCUUGGUGAAAUAUGUUUUAGAAAAAGUAGCAAGACUCUGUCAGAUACAGCUCCCGUCUUAUCCCACAGUGUUUUACCUCAUGCCCGGUCUGACAUCACUGUAACUGACACAGUGAGCGAUGGUUUACGCCCUUUAAGCUCCAGCCUCCGUGUAGUAGCAGAGACGAUUGUGCAGUUGUCUGGUGAUGGUGUGUGUGUGUGUGUGAGUGUGUGUGAGUCUUGUCAUGUUACGUCUCUGCCAACGCAACAGUGGAGAUGGUAUCAGAUCAAUUCGGUGGACGGGGAUGUGAACUCAGAAGCUGUGGUUUGAGCUGCUGGUGAAUGGAGCUAAAAGGCCACGUAAUAAUAAAAAAACAAACAAGAAUCAAACGCUUCCAGGACAAAGGACACUCGAGUGAACAUUGUGUGAAUACUGUGAUUCAAGAGAACGACCUGACACCACCAGGAUGUUUUUGUGAUGUUUGUAGAUUUUUCUUUUUGAGCACUGAUCAUUUGUGUUUUGGGGGUUUUUCUCUUUUGUCUUUUUGGGGCCUCGAGCAUGUUAUCACUCAUUCUGACUGAUCAGCCUUCAUCACGUCACCUGGAGGUUUUUCUGGGUCGAUAUCACAGGACUGAAGAAUCGGUCGGAGAAGUUUUUAUUAAAACAUUUUUGGGGCUGAUUUGUCAAAAUGUACAAAAAGGUGCAGUUUUAUUAAAACUGAGUGCAAUUUACUGAGCAGGGGGAAGAUGCUGUUUCCCCCUUCGUGACGCUGUCAUCACAACAAGACGACACACGAGAUCACACCUUCCUGCGGUGAUGACAAGUCGGUGUCGACUACUGUCUAUUUAUUUGAUUUAUUAUGUUUCAGAGGACACUGUCAGCACAACAAUGGUGAAAUGGCAAAGUCCCAGUGGCUCCUCCAGACAUGAGAGAUGCAAUGGUACUGUGUGAAAUGAACGUUGAUAUUGUUUACACCUGCAGCAGCGUAGCUUAGAUCUGCUUGAGAGCUCGAGAACUGAACGUCUGAAGGAAACACGACGAGCUCCGCAGCUUUUGCAUGAUGUUAUUUCGGCAGAAAAACAGAAAAAGGUUGUAUGAUGUGAUUCAGCAGCGACUGAGAGAAGGUGCAUCGUUAACGGUGAAGUAAAAAUGUCAUCUUUUCUACAUGAACCUUUACUUCCUUAAUCCCCCCCCCCAAUCAUGCAUGUGGAGUUCUGAAUGGACGAGGUAUGUGUCACCACUUUUUGAUUAAGGAUCCAGUGUCUGGAUUUUGCCAUUUGUGCUCAUCAUACCUGUUCAGCUGGUUUUAAAAUGUGUUGGUUCACAGGGAACUGGAGGUCUGUGGGAGGAUCUGUGUGUGUGUGUGUGUCUGUGAUUGUGUGUGUGUGUGUGUGUGUGUGUGUCCCUGUGUGCCAGCAGCCUUUGUGUUUCUCUCUCAGUUUUCUAUUCCUGCACUGAGGGGAGAGUGCUUCCUCUGAGUCCCCCUCCUCUUUUUUAACAUAUACCUCACCUUCUGCCUUAGUUCCGAUUAUUGAAAUGAUUGUAAAUUAGUUUGAAACAACAGACUUCUCCAAUCAUUUUGUUUCUGAAAAAAAAUAUGAUGACGAGUAAGUAAAAUACUAUAUUGCAAAUGGUUUUCCUUUUAUUUUUGUACGUAUGUGCUGUGCACAGCAGUCAACUGUAUUCCUGAGAUGAUAAUUAAAGAGGUUUUGUAAAA
Messenger RNA from Hippoglossus stenolepis (Pacific halibut), 5391 nucleotides. Its product is annotated as fibroblast growth factor 6. Lineage: Eukaryota; Metazoa; Chordata; Actinopteri; Pleuronectiformes; Pleuronectidae. The record is from RefSeq and is a predicted model, not a curated record. Gene Ontology annotation, molecular function: growth factor activity; fibroblast growth factor receptor binding. Gene Ontology annotation, biological process: animal organ morphogenesis; positive regulation of cell population proliferation; fibroblast growth factor receptor signaling pathway. Bases 834 to 1481 code for a protein of 215 amino acids. The transcript has 3 exons. Gene Ontology annotation, cellular component: cytoplasm.